AUGGCGCCCAGUCUACUAUCAUAUGUCCCUAUCGUCAACCGCUUCGCCUCGGACAGCGAGCAAGCGCAAGCCAUUGACAUCCCUCCCGUCGAAGUUCACGAUGUCGAGACCGAUCAUGACAGACGAGCCAGAUGCCUCAAGCACCUGCUGAGGGCGAACCACGUCAACCACUCCAUAAUUUACCACAACCUGCAGUUCGACAAUCAUAUGCCGCACAUCCUCUCUUCCGCCUACCUUCUCGGCGCAAACGAGCACCAACUGCAGAUCAUAUACGAAACCGAAGCGAAAGAGCUUGAACCAUGGAAAGAAUCUCCGGCCGAGGUCACCGAGGACGAUUGGAGAGACCUCCUAGGGGACAAGACGUACCAGAGAGCGUACCUCGAUUUCUUCGAAGACUCGCUGGCCUACAGCUCAUACGACUGGAAGAAGGUUGUUGACAAGUUCAUGUUCACCGGCGAGGAGCCCCUGGUCCAUGGACUCAUUGGUGGCCUUGGCCACCCCCUCAUCCACCUCGGAUACGCAUACGAGAUGAACUCCAAGGAGAUUGCCAUCGAAGCACUCGCCCUGACAGCCACGCAAUACAACUUCUUUCACAAGUACCUCGACGAGAAAUCCUACACAAGACCCUCGCCGUUCAGCUCGAAGUCGACUUUCGAACUAAUCGAUAAGCUGGCAGGAGACAAGCGUUUUGAUGGCUUGUUCAAGGAGCCGGCAUUGCAUAACCUUGAUGUCUUAUUCGAAAAGCACGAGAGCCUUGUCCUGGAAUACUGGAAUGCUUGGACCAUCACCGAUCCAGUAAAGCAAUUCCAAGAAUCCCAGGAGCUUGCUGUUGCACUUCUUGUUGCGACGGUACCCCCUGGCACUCACGGAUACAAUUUUUUCAUCGUACAUCUCCUUACGACGAGCCAUGCAGUUCGCAUACUGCUCCCCUUCAUUCCGGCCAAGUUCCAUAUCGGCUUGGUGAGGGAAUGGUGGCUUCUGGUCCUUGCUGUGUAUAUAUCUCUCCUGCGACCAAAGAUUGAUCCUGACAACGUUGAAACGGAUCUGAAGGCGCGACACUGGGGCCAUGUUGAGCACGAGGCUCUGAAUUCACAGUGGGCGACAGACUCUCACUAUGUCAAAGGUUAG
Colletotrichum spaethianum is the source of this 1128-nucleotide messenger RNA. Its product is annotated as queuine tRNA-ribosyltransferase catalytic subunit. NCBI's taxonomy places the organism in Eukaryota, Fungi, Ascomycota, Sordariomycetes, Glomerellales, Glomerellaceae. The coding region runs from base 1 to 1128 and encodes 375 amino acids. The transcript is spliced from 2 exons. The record is from RefSeq and is a predicted model, not a curated record. Gene Ontology annotation, molecular function: oxidoreductase activity.